AUGGAGUCGGCAAUCAGUGCGGAGUCAUUGACGACUGGCUUCAGCCCAUCUGCGGUCCGCACACUGACAGGAGCUGCACAGAUGUCACAGUCAGCCUACGCUCACCACCACCAGCAACACCAUCAUCACCAGCAACAGCAACAACACCAACAGUGUUCGCCCUAUUCAAGCAUAUUCAGCGUUUCGUCCGUAUUGGCCGAGCAUUUAAACGCCACAACACGUGCAGUCAGUGGCACAGCGUUUGGCAUCAGUCCUACGAGCGCCGCCACCGCAGCCGCAGCUAUGCUUCAUCACAGCCACCAUCGCGUACCCGAUCCGACCGCACAUCACGGCCCGCAUCCCCUCCAUCACCAUCACAGCCAUCACUCGAUGCUAUCGUUGCCGGAAAGCGCCGCUGCGCUCAGCAUAUGCGGCACCGCUACCCCUCUCAGCGCCAAUAUGUUGGCCGCGAUGACCGCCGGCGACCUGAGCUCACCCACGCCCAGCACCGACGGCGACAGCAAUGGCAUCGAUGUUCACUAUCACACCGAAGACAGUCGGGGCUCCCCUCCCGACGACCACAAGUUGUUUACGUUAAAGCGGGCCAUUCAGGCCUCGGCCGCCCAUUAUGUCGGCGCCGCCAAAGUUCUAGAGUGCAGUAGUCCUUCGUUUGCCGGCAAAGAGCAGGAAAACAAUAUAAUGAAUGGCAAUAAGAGAUGCAAUGCAUCGAAGAAACACCGAUUGGGCAAAACUCACAUCCGACUCAACAUAAACGCGAGGGAAAGGCGACGAAUGCAUGAUCUGAACGACGCGUUGGAUGAGCUGAGGACAGUCAUACCCUAUGCUCACUCACCCUCUGUCCGCAAACUGUCCAAAAUUGCAACACUUUUGUUGGCCAAGAACUACAUACUAAUGCAGGGGAAUGCAUUGGAAGAAUUGCGGCGAAUAAUAGUAUUCAUGAAUCAGUCGGGAGUGCCGUUACCGCCGGGUAUGGCGGCCACGUGUGCGGCCGCGGCAUCACUGCCCUCAUUGCACGCACACUUCAGCCAAGAGAUGCAACUCAACAUCCAUUCAAUGACCGGCGGCAACAACGGCACCAAUUAUGGCAACAGUGGCGGCAAUCAUAACCCCAAUAGUAAUAGCCCUCCGCCGCCCCCGACCUCAAACACAAACGGUUUGCAUGUGUCGGAAAUGAUUGAAAAGUCAUCAGCAAAUAAAUUGAUGCCUUCCUCGGCAGCGCUUAACUGUUCCCAAUGUGUGGACAAAUGA
Messenger RNA from Medioppia subpectinata, 1248 nucleotides. The record is from the annotation of a GenBank genome assembly. NCBI's taxonomy places the organism in Eukaryota, Metazoa, Arthropoda, Arachnida, Sarcoptiformes, Oppiidae.